ACUCCCAACUUAAUACCGUUAUAUACCUUACAACGCACUACGUUCGUGCUUAGCCUCGGUUGAGAAUUCUCCUUUACAACUUCUUCACACACUGGUUUUCCCUACUUACAACUAUAAAGCAGAGAAACCAACUUUGAUGAAGAAAGAGGGAGAAUAAUAUAAAGUUUAAAAAUGGCGGAUAGAUGAUUUCCAGACUAAGAGAGAGAGAGUGUGUAGUAGUCUCAAAGCAAAAGAUAAUCCACCAUCUCUAUCAUCUAACUGCAAAAGAUUUCGACCCCAUUUCUCCAAUAAAGCUUUUUAUUCUCACUCAUCUCUCAAUUUCCCUUUCUCCCUUUUUCAGCAAUCUCUGAUUGUGUUGAAAAAUCAGACAUAAAAUUGACAAAAUACAGAUUUUCUGGGAGAAUUUAAUCAAGGAUUUUUAUUAUUUUGAUUUUUUAGAGGAUAAUUGGGAGUUGGGUUGUCUUAAUUACUUGCCCAUUUUGUCUUUUUUUGGGCAUGAUUUGUUAAGAUUUGAUUUGAUUUUGAUUCUUUUAUUAUUCUUUUUCCACUUUGAUUAGUUCAUUUUCUUUGGAUUUUUUUUUUGUGGGAAAAAAAUUUGAUUUGGAGAAUUUGGUGGGGCUUUAAUGGCGGCGAGUGAUGCUUUAUCGUUUAGUGUGGCGUCUGUUGUUGAAGAUGUUCUUCAACAACAUGGAAAUCGGCUUAAAGGUCUUGAUUUAGAUUCCAGAAGAGCUGAGGAAGCUGCUAUGAGAAGAUAUGAAGCAGCCAGCUGGCUGAGGAAAAUGGUGGGGGUAGUGGCGGCGAAAGACUUGCCAGCCGAGCCGUCAGAAGAAGAUUAUAGGCUUGGCUUGAGGAGUGGGUUAAUACUAUGUAAUGUUCUUAACAAGGUUCAACCUGGAGCUGUGCCAAAGGUGGUUGAGAGCCCCACUGAUUCUGCCUUGCUUCCUGAUGGAGCAGCUUUAUCAGCUUAUCAGUACUUUGAAAACGUGAGGAACUUUCUUGUAGCAGCAGAAGAAAUGGGACUUCCUACCUUUGAUGCAUCUGAUCUUGAGCAAGGAGGGAUAUCAGCAAGGGUGGUGAAUUCUGUUCUAGCUCUCAAAUCUUACCAUGAAUGGAAGCAGACCGGUGGAACUGGAGUGUGGAAAUUUAGUGGAAACGUAAAACCCACCAUGUCUGUGAAACAAUUUGUGCGUACAAAAUCGGAGCCUUUCACUAAUUCCUUGACUCGAAACUCAUCAAUGACGGAGAAAUCCUUGAAUGCCCUUUCUCACGACAUUGACACUAACAAAAUGCCAAGUUCCCAUUCGUUGAGUGCACUUGUGCAAGCACUUCUAUCAGAUAAGAAUCCUGAAGAAGUUCCACAGCUUGUGGAGUCAGUUCUUAGUAAGGUUGUGGAGGAGUUUGAGCAGCGCAUUGGCUCCAAAAACAAUAUGGCUAAUCUACCAAGGCAAGCAACAACAAAAGAUUUCUCUGUAUCACAUGGGAAGAAAUCGUUUUCAAAGAUGUCUUCUGCUAACUCUAAGGUAGAACAUAGAACUUACUCGUCGACCAAGAAGCAGGAAAACAAUCACAUUCAUGCUGAACAAUUGAGAAUUCAAAAAAUGAAGCAACUAGAGAUCUUUGAUCGGCAAGGAAGAGAUAUCCAGGAGCUGAAGCACACUGUUCGUACAACAAAAGCAGGCAUGCAGUUUAUACAAACAAAAUUUCAAGAGGAUCUUCAAAAUCUUGGUGCACAUAUGUAUGGUCUAGCUCAAGCUGCCAGUGGAUAUCACAAGGUUCUCGAAGAAAAUCGCAGGUUGUACAAUGAAGUACAAGAUCUCAAGGGUAGUAUUAGGGUUUAUUGUCGGGUAAGGCCCUUCUUAGGUGGGAAGUCAAGCUAUGUUAGUACUAUCGAACACUUUGAGGAGGGAAAUAUUUCAAUCAGGGCACCAUCUAAACAUGGAAAGGGUCUCAAAUCCUUCGGCUUCAACAAAGUGUUUGGUCCAUCAGCAACACAGGCUGAAGUCUUCUCCGAUAUGCAGCCACUGAUUCGUUCUGUUCUUGAUGGAUUUAAUGUAUGCAUAUUUGCAUAUGGCCAGACAGGUUCAGGGAAAACAUUUACAAUGUCUGGACCUAAAGACCUCACAGAGCAGAGUCAAGGUGUAAACUACAGGUCUUUGGGUGACUUAUUUUAUCUCGCGGAACAAAGAAAAGACACUUUUCGCUAUGAUGUUGCGGUUCAGAUGAUUGAGAUAUAUAAUGAGCAAGUCAGAGAUCUUCUUGUUAGUGAUGGGCUCAAUAAAAGAUUAGAAAUCCGUAACAGUUCUCAAAAUGGACUCAACGUCCCAGAAGCAAGUCUUGUUUCAGUAUCAUCGACAUCUGAUGUCAUUCAUCUGAUGAAUGUUGGACAUCGUAACAGGGCAGUUGGUUCAACGGCCUUAAAUGACCGUAGUAGUCGUUCUCACAGUUGCUUGACCGUUCAUGUUCAAGGGAAAGACUUGACAACUGGAGCAGUGUUGCGUGGCUGCAUGCAUCUGGUUGACUUGGCAGGUAGUGAAAGGGUGGAUAAAUCAGAGGUGACCGGAGAUAGGCUAAAGGAGGCACAGCACAUCAACAAAUCUCUCUCAGCUCUAGGGGAUGUGAUUGCUUCUCUUGCACAAAAGAACUCACAUGUUCCAUACAGGAAUAGCAAAUUAACACAGUUGCUCCAAGAUUCACUAGGAGGGCAGGCCAAGACACUAAUGUUUGUCCACAUAAGUCCUGAAGCUGAAGCUGUUGGAGAGACUUUAAGUACACUUAAAUUUGCAGAGAGAGUAGCCACUGUCGAACUUGGUGCUGCACGAGUGAACAAAGAUGGUGCAGAUGUAAAAGAGCUCAAAGAGCAGAUUGCCAGUCUUAAGGCAGCCUUGGCAAGGAAGGAUGCAGACUCUGUUCGUUCUCACCAGUCAGGAUCCAGCAGUCCUGAGAGAUAUAGAGGGAAAGUGGAUGGCCCUUCCCCCCUUAGUUCCAACCAAAUUGGAGGAAAUGCAUUGUUUGAUUUAAGUAGACAUCAGCAAGUGAUGGGAGAUAUCGGCAACAUAGAGGACUGUAACAAGUCUGCAUCAAGACAAAAAAGGCAAAGCUUUGAUCUCGACGAGGUGUUGAAGAAUUCACCUCCUUGGCCCCCUGUAAAUAGUCCUGGGCAAAAUUAUGUAUAUGACGAGAAGGACUUGGAUUCUGGUGAUUGGGUAGAUAAGAUCAUGGUUAACAAGCAUGAAUCACUUCCCAAAACAGGGAACCGUUUAUGCUGGGAUGCAGCAGACAAUGGACAUACGGCUGAUUCAUUCUACCACAAAUAUUUCCCUGAUGGAUCCAAAUUAUAUUCAGAACAAUCGUACAACAUGUUCAGUGGAAGUAAUCAAUUCGAAGUGACUAAUGCAGAUGACUUGGAUGAGAUUGAUGCUGCCACAAGCGACUCAUCUGAGCCAGAUUUGCUGUGGCAAUUCAACCACAGUAAACUCCCUACACUUUCAAAUGGUAUUGGGUUGAAGUCCAAGAAAGUUGAUGCGAAACCAGCUAAAAGUCCAGAUUUGAGCAAGCCUAUGAUUCCCACGUUCAGCCCUUCACCAUCAAGGAAGCUACCAAAUGGAAACCAAAAAAUUGGAAGGCAGCAACCUGUAUCAGUUGAAGCGAAACGGAGAGCUGGAAAUAGAAAGUAGUAAAAAAGAUUGAUUGUUUUAUUACGGGUAACUUUACCCUCUUCAUUUUCUUUCUUUUCCCUGGGGUGUUUUUUUGUCCCUUCGUUUAUAUUGGUGAUGGCUAGUAUUUGGGGUGAAAGAGAGAAAUGUGUGACAUACAAUAUAUUUUUUUGUUCUUUUGUAAGAUUUAUUACCUAUACAGUUGAGCAAUAAUUCCAGUUGCUUGAAUUUGUAUACAAACUAAGAAUUAAAAAAAGCUGAGGAGUUCCACUUGUGUCCAUAUCAAAUAUUUGUAUGAGGUUGUUUCCUGGA
Beta vulgaris subsp. vulgaris (sugar beet) is the source of this 3965-nucleotide messenger RNA. RefSeq names its product kinesin-like protein KIN-14I. Gene Ontology annotation, biological process: microtubule-based movement. The transcript has 19 exons. The record is from RefSeq and is a predicted model, not a curated record. Gene Ontology annotation, molecular function: microtubule binding; microtubule motor activity; ATP binding. The coding region runs from base 624 to 3674 and encodes 1016 amino acids. Lineage: Eukaryota; Viridiplantae; Streptophyta; Magnoliopsida; Caryophyllales; Amaranthaceae.